Messenger RNA from Diceros bicornis minor, 15643 nucleotides. It is a transcript of the gene HECTD4, whose product is annotated as HECT domain E3 ubiquitin protein ligase 4. Gene Ontology annotation, molecular function: ubiquitin-protein transferase activity. The transcript is spliced from 76 exons. Bases 108 to 13391 code for a protein of 4427 amino acids. The record is from RefSeq and is a predicted model, not a curated record. Lineage: Eukaryota; Metazoa; Chordata; Mammalia; Perissodactyla; Rhinocerotidae.
CGCGGCGGCGGGCGCGGCGGCCGCUGCCAUGGACUGGUGAUCGCGGCGGCUCCUCGCGCUCUCCCCGGCCGGGCGGCGCUCCUCACCGCAACCCCUCAGCCGGGGCCAUGGGCUCGUCGGCGGCCGCGGCGGCGGCGGCGGCGGCGGCCGCGGACUCGGCGCAGUGGCUCUCGGUGAAGGAGGAGACCAUCUUCCUGCACGACGGGCUGAUCCGGGUCACCGACCUGGCCGAGCUGCCCAGCGAGAUCCUCGGGGCCCCGGAGGCCGCCGACACCGACUUGGAGAUUUUAACAUUUGAGACCAAGAACCCGACAGAAUUAGCAGAACGUUUGCGGUCUGUUUGUGGGAAUCAGAGCAAUGCCUAUGCCCGCCUGCUGGAAUACCGCCUGAAUGCCUUGCGAGGACUGUGGAAUGCCCAGCGCCAGCUGGCCUUGGAAGAACAGCAUGAAAGGGAAAGUUCAGGUGAUGAAGAAACUUUGGCUCUGCUCAAACGCCAGGGCUUGUUGCAGCAACCUGAGCAAGCUCCCUUCACAUCACGGAUGGGGCUCCUGCUGGUCUUCCCCCUUAUUCAGUCCCAGAGUAGAACAGACCCCUCUCUCUGUAACAUAACUGCUGAGGUGCUAUUGAACUGCCUUCGCGACUGCCAGCCUUUGAGCUUGACCAAGGAGCCUGUUGACUGUCUCAAUGGAAUUGAAACUUUGCUGUGCUCUUGGCUAGAGGACACUUCUGACACGGGCCAACACAUCCCACAUAAGCAAAAAGAAAAUGCUGCUGCUGCUCUGGUGGCUUUGGCAUGUGCCAGGGGAUCAUUGAAAACUUUUGUCCAUACAGUCCAUCUAUUACAGAAACAGACUGAUCUAGGGUCCCUGCCUGUAGCUGAUGUACUGUAUAGGCUGUUGCUUUUGGAAGGGGGACCUGGAUCCCCUUCCUGUUUGCUUGGUGGCAAACACAUAGUAUCAUGGGGGUAUGAAGACAUGUUGCCUGCACCAGAUAGCAACACUGGCUCCAGUUCUGAAAAUAAAGAUGCUGACUUGGGACGCUGUCUCACGGCGGAUGGUCUUUACCUCUAUACUACUAACUCAGUUGGAAGAGGACUAAGCAAAUUGGGGUCUGGAUUACAUGGUACUCUCAGAGGUUUUGUGUAUUGCCGGAACGAGGAGCUGGAGCCAGGAUGGAUUGCUUUUGGCAGCGGCAGUCUUCUCCACCGGCCUGUUUCUUUUGAUAAUAAACCUCACUCCCUUUUCCAGGUCAUUGACCAGAAUACCCUUCAGGUGUGCCAGACGGUGUCAAUGCCAGCCAAUCACCUCCCUGUUGGCAGUACUAUGAGCACUGUGCACCUUUCUUCAGAUGGUACUUACUUCUAUUGGAUCUGGUCACCUGCCAGUCUGAAUGAGAAAACACCUAAGGGGCAUUCUGUCUUCAUGGACAUUUUUGAACUUGUGGUCGAAAAUGGUGUAUUUGUAGCCAGUCCACUUCAGGAACGCACAAUUCUAAUGAGAAAAGAGGGCGAGUCUGCAAAAAGCAUUAAUGAGAUGCUUCUGAGCAGACUUUCACGCUACAGAGCCUCCCCAUCCGCAACGCUGGCUGCCCUUACUGGCUCCACCAUCUCCAACACACUGAAAGAGGACCAAGCAGCAAAUACUAGCUGUGGACUACCUCUGAAAAUGCUUCGGAAGACACCUAUAUAUACCUGUGGCACGUACUUGGUGAUGCUGGUCCCACCUCCAGGGGGAUCAGGCAGCUCUGCUACCCGCUCUCUUUUUGGUGGAACAAGUGGUUUGUCAUCUUUAAAAAUCCUUGCCUCUAGCUUGGUGUAUAAUAUUUCGGAUGGUCAGUUCACAAGUCGUGCCGAUCUCAUAGAUGCUGCUGGAAGCUCGCUGGGGCGUGGUGCUCUUGUUCCAGGAUUAGGCGCCUGUUAUGAUACGGUGAACAAUAUGCUGUGGACGUGCUCAAAUGACUAUAUUGAUCAGUGGUGUAAUCCUGGGAAUCAGGCCUUCCAUUAUGUCUGUCAGAGACUUGGAGUCAGCCACAUCAUCACUGAGCCCAAAGAAGAGGCUAUAACCACGAAUGAGGUUAUAAACCAAUUAUUGCACCACGUUGGUGCGAUGUGCAUACACCAACUCAAUCUCCUUGCUACCAAUCCUAAUCUUCCAAUCACAAGUGUCUUGGGCAAGCAGCAUCCGAUUGAAGCACACCAUCUUAGCAGUAUUUGUGACAUUAUGGAGAAGGCCAUGGUUAAUGGAGAUACCUGUAUUAUACGCUGCAUUCUCGUUGUCUUUCAGGUGGUGUUUAAAUUUUUCUUCAGCCCACAAACUGAAAGAAAUCGAGACAUCAUUCGACGAUCGGGAUUGCUUCUUUGGCAGUUGUUGAUGGCACCAAAAGAUCAAAUUUGCCCUGAAAUUCAGAAGGAAGUCUGCCUUGCUAUCAGCUCUGGUUUAAAUAUCUUGUAUCCAGGUGAAACUGAGAUCAAUACCUUACUUAAGCUGGUCUUAACAGAAGGAGAGAGAAACUGUGGGCUUGCCCAGCUUCGGGAUGUGAUCCUGACCAAUUUAGCUGAACAACUUCAGAACAACCGAUUUGGCAGCGAGGAGGAUGAUCAUUACAGACUAAAUGAUGAGCUUUUACACUACAUUCUGAAGAUUGUUGUACGAGAAUCCUGUAUCUUAAUCACCAAGUGCCAAACUGUCUCUAAAGAUGAUUUUCAAAAACUCCUUUCAACUGUGCCUGCUGCAUCCUCCUGCUUGCGCUAUCUGAUGGCAGUCCAGAACCACCUUCUCAGUAACACUAUUUUGAUUAAACCUGAUGAGAAUGAUGACAGUGACAACUCCUUGCAGGGAGAGACAUUGAAGGUACAGGAGCUAAAGGUCAGUAUUUUGGCUCUUGCCACCCAAAUCCUGACUGGAUGUGAUGAAGUGUUGGAAAUGCUACAGCAGGUCACAACUGCCCUCAUAAAUAGUGACAUAGCUGACCGUGAACAGAGGUUAAAAGGCUUGGAACAAGUUACUAAGGCUACUAUGCUUGGUCACCUUCUUCCAGUGUUACUGACCUCCCUGAUGCACCCGAAUUUACAGACUCUGACCAUGGCCGACGCGCUGAUGCCUCAGCUAGUGCAGCUGGUGCUCUAUACCAGUCAGACGGCUUUGCUGCUUAAAACGCAGUGUCCAGUUUUUGCUGAGGUGGGCUGUUCCCCAUGUGGUACAUCAGACCAGAAGGGCAGGCCGUUCCCCGAUGAGAGAAUGCUGGAAGAGAAGGAAGAGCCAGGCUUUCUCACUGGUUUGAAGAUUCCUGCUCCGUGGGCUGCCGGGAAGACUGUGGAAACAGUCCACCCUGUCAGAGACAACUAUAAAUUUAAAGAAACUGUCCAUAUCCCAGGAGCUCGCUGCCUGUAUCUUAGAUUUGAUAGCAGAUGCUCUUCACAAUAUGACUAUGACAAAUCUAACAGUAUAUUUUCUGUUUUGAAGUUGGUGAUAUACGCGGGGCCUAACACAAACAGUAGGAAGGUUGCUGAGUAUGGAGGCAAUACACUGGGAUAUGGCAGCCGUAGUGUCUUAGGAACUGGUUGGCCAAAAGACUUGGUGAAGGUGGAAGGAGAUACAGUCACCUUCUCCUUUGAAAUGAGAAGUGGCCGUGAACACAACACUCCUGAUAAAGCUAUGUGGGGCUUUGCUUGCACGGUUCGAGCUCAGGAGUCUUCGGAGGAUGUGUCGGGAGGCUUACCCUUUCUGGUAGACCUGGCUUUAGGUCUGUCUGUGUUAGCUUGUUCCAUGUUAAGAAUCCUGUACAAUGGACCAGAAAUUACCAAAGAAGAAGAAGCCUGUCAGGAGCUAUUGCGGUCCAAACUUUUACAAAGGUGCCAGUGGCAGGUGGAGGCCAAUGGUGUGAUCUCCCCUGCCCUUACUCCGAGCCCGUCUCCACUGCCUCUGACCAUCGAGGAAGACAGAGAAUUCACCUACCCAUCUGACGUCCUUGUGCCUCCCGUUGGAAACUACUUUGACCUGCCCCGGAUCAGGCUGCCUCCAGGAAUCAUGAUAAAGCUCAGGGAAAUUUCUGGGCGUGCUAGACCUCAAUUUAGGCCAAGCAUAAAAGAAGUAAUUCAGCCAGACGUGAUGGAGGAAAUGGUGGUAUCAUGUGUUAUUAAGCACUUGAACUUGGUUGAUGCACUGCAGUCCCUAAUAAAUUUCCAGUAUCAAGAAGAACAUGCUGAGGAAUAUGAUUUAUUGUGUAAAAUUAUGGGAGAGACCUUUAAGAAACUCAAUGCCAUGGAGAGACAGCUGCAGAGUGUUGCAGAACUGGAACAGAAAUGGCAAAGUGAGGUUGAUGAUGCCAUGCAGGGAAAACUGGAGAACAACAUGCCUUUCUUCUAUGAUUACCAUUUUAAUGAGAACAAAAUGAAAGAACUAGAACUUUUGUGUUCAAUGAAGGAAGUCUCCUUUGAUGGAAAUGAUCUUGAAAACAUGGUCCUAUCACUGAGGGAGAAGUUCGUACAAGAAGUGAAUUCUCUUAUUCAGAAACCCUCACACCCACUGGCUAAAACGAAGACGUUAGUGAAGAGUUUAAUGAACCGAGCCGAGCUGUUGCUGCACGUUACCAUUGCGGCCCAGUCCGGCCUCACGAGAAGCAUCUCGGGGACCCCUGCAGAAACACCGGCUUGUAAAUCAGCUUCUGAAACAAAGGUGGUAUCUCACGCUGUGCGGCAGCCUGUUUUCCUUCGCAGCAUGUCGGCUCCUUCUGACCUGGAAAUGAUUGGUAAUGAAGAUUUGGAAUUUACUAGAGCAAAUCAGAGGCGGCGCCAUGUGACCAGCCACCGCAGCAGCUCCUUUACGCUUCUGCAGUCAUUGGCCGUGGAGGACAGCAGGGACAAGCCCACCUACAGCGUCCUGCUGGGGCAGCUGUUUGCUUUCAUCGGCACCAACCCGGACCAAGCUGUGUCCAGCAGCAGCUUUCUUUUGGCCGCGCAGACAAGGUGGCGGCGGGGAAACACACGCAAGCAGGCCCUGGUGCACAUGCGGGAACUGCUGACGGCUGCCGUGCGGGUCGGGGGAGUGACGCAUCUUGUGGGUCCAGUGACUAUGGUCCUUCAGGGGGGACCCAGAAUUGAAGAACUAACCUGUGGUGGGAUGGUGGAGCAGGUCCAGGAAGCCUUCGGCGAGACCAUGACCUCUGUCGUGUCUUUGUGUGCUCGUUACCCUAUUGCGUGUGCAAAUAGCAUCGGCCUCUUGUGUACCAUACCUUACACCAGGAGUGAAGAGAAGUGCCUGGUACGCAGUGGCCUCGUUCAGCUCAUGGAUCGACUGUGUAGCUUGAGCAGUCAGACCGAGUCUAGCUCCAGUGAGAAACAAACCAAGAAGCAGAAGGUGGCCACCAUGGCCUGGGCGGCCUUCCAGGUGCUUGCCAACCGCUGUGUUGAGUGGGAAAAAGAAGAAGGUGGCUCCACAGAGGCUGUGCACUCAGGUCUCGCCCGUCAGGUGUCCAGCCUUCUCACCAACCAUCUUGCCCGAGCGACUGAGUGCUGUGGCAACCAGGCUGCUGGGAACGAUGCUCUCCAGGACGUCCUUAGUCUUCUCAAUGAUCUCUCGAGGAGUCACAUAGGUAAAGCCAUCCUGAGCCAGCCAGCUUGUGUGUCCAAACUGCUCUCCCUGCUGCUUGACCAACGCCCAUCUCCAAAGCUGGUCCUUAUCAUUCUUCAGCUAUGCCGGGCGGCACUCCCACUGAUGAGCGUAGAAGACUGUGGAAACGUGGAGCUCCCGCCGUGGAGCUACUCUGUUCCCUCCCUCAACAGUGAGCAGGAAGAUCCCAGUGAUCCAGCAUCCAAGAUUGCCUCGUUGCUCUUAGCAAAGCUGGCGGAUUACGUGGUCCCAGGAUGUCAGACAGUUCUUUCUCCAACCGCUUCCGAACCUGAUACCACGUUGACAAAAACCAGUCCCAAGAGUUCCUUAAAAGGAGAUAAAGAUCCUGGAGAAGAGAGUGAAGCAGUGGAUGGCAAGCUCUCUAUCUUUAUCCACAAGCGGGAAGACCAGUCAUCCCAUGAAGUCCUCCAGCCGUUACUAAGUAGCUCAGAAGGACGGCCCUUCCGACUUGGUACUGGUGCUAACAUGGAGAAAGUUGUGAAAAUGGAUCGAGACAUGACCAAGGGUGGCUGCUGUGAAGUGAUUACAGAAGAGGCUGCAGCUGCUCUUCGGAAAGCAACCAAGUGGGCCCAGUCAGGCCUCAUCGUCAGCAUCGGGCCACCUAUAGAAUCAGUCAGCCCAGAGACUGUGAGUGGACUGUCCACAGGUGACAAAAAGAAAACUGCCCAGACCUCCAUUUGCCGAGAGAGGAACUCAGAACUUGCAAGGACCGACCCCGUCCGACCCUUCAUCAGUGGGCAUGUGGCAAACAGCAUGGCCGCAGAAGUCAUCGCUUUGCUUCAUAGCUUGCUAAUGGCACCUGAAUCAAAUGCCGCUCAAAUAUGGACCACAACGGCAGAGAAGGUUCUGUCUCGUGCAUUGAUGUACAUUCCGCAAUUGGGGAAAUAUGCAGAAAGCAUUCUGGAAAAUGGCAGCAGUAGUGGCAGAAAACUCGCCAAACUUCAGAGAAUCGCCCGCCAGGCCGUUGCUGCACUGUGUGCACUUGGAGGCUUCAAAGAGACAAUCAAGAUAGGGUCUGAGGUUCAGGUUUUAGGUAGAGGAAUAUCAGGAAGCAUCGGAGUAGUGGCUUCUAUCAAUGAACAGGAAGGUAUAGCUACAGUCAGAUUCCCACCCAUAGACUGUAAAAAGACUUCGCAAGCAUCAGACACAUUGACUAUUCCAUUGUCUAGACUUUGUGUUCCAAGAUCAGAGGCAUUGCCUCUUCAUAAACUGUCCAUUACUGAGAAGGUAGUACAGGCAGUCCAGUCCAUGUUGCUUCCUCAGGAGGGAAGUCUCUCUAUUCAUACCUCACUUCCUGCAACAGGAGAUGGGUCAGCUCCUGUGAUGGCAGUCGUUCGGCUCCUGGCUGAAAUAAGAACAAGAGCAUGCCUGGUCAUGGCCCAGCUUUUAGAAGACAGCUUAUUUUGUGAAGAAUUCAUACAACAGUGUCCAGCAGCUGUUGAAGUUCUUAACCUGGUAGCCCAGGAAUGCAGUGCUGGAGAGCGACUAGCAGUUGUGGAGGUGCAGUGUGAACGGCUGAGGAUGCUCUACCGGGACUGCGCUCGGCCCCCACCACCUCCACUGCAGGCCGACCGGAGACAGCCCAAAGAGAUUACUUGGAGCCCCUCCAGAGUGUUUCCGCCUGUACGAGCCUGCAUGUUCUCAUCACACCUUACUUCUGUCACCUUCCUGGCUGACCCCAGCGCUGGGGGCGGUCUGCCCCGGGGCACAUUUAUCUAUGCCACCUCACCACUGCCAGUUCAGGCCCCAUCUUUUUACUGGGAAAUUGAAAUUGUUUCCUAUGGAGAUACUGAUGACGACACUGGACCAAUAGUUUCCUUUGGCUUUGCUACAGAAGCAGAGAAACGAGAUGGGGCUUGGACUAAUCCAGUGGGCACUUGUCUUUUCCAUAACAACGGCCGAGCUGUGCACUACAAUGGCUCCAGUUUAUUACAGUGGAAGAGUGUUCGCUUGGACGUGACUCUCUCUCCUGGUGAUGUGGCAGGAAUUGGCUGGGAGAGAACCGAGGGAACUCCGCCUCCUCCAGGGCAGCCAGCCAAGGGCCGCGUGUACUUCACAUACUGUGGGCAGCGCCUCUCUCCGUAUCUCGAAGACGUCUCUGGUGGGAUGUGGCCUGUGGUUCACAUUCAGAAAAAGAACACGAAGACUCGAGCUAACUUUGGCUCCCGCCCGUUUGCCUAUGCCGAAGGGCAGGCCCACCGCAACGCCGCCGACCUGUGCACUGACCUGGCAGAAGAGAUCAGCGCUAACUUUGAGGCGCUGCCCUUUGCCAUGGCAUCUGACAGUGACAAUGAUGCUGGCACCAGUAUUGCGUCAGACCCGGGCACUCAUGGACCACCAUGCCGGAUUGCUGCUGUGGCCACUGCUCAACAACAAUAUGACAGUGACACUUCCUGUCAUUACAAAGUAGAGCUCAGCUAUGAGAAUUUCAUCACCUCCGGCCCAGACCCCCACCCACCUCCCAUUGCAGAUGAUGAAAGUGAUGACGAUGAUGAUGACGACAUCCCACAGGAGGACCACUAUGCCCUGCUGGUGAAAGCAUGGGAGACCAAGGUUUUUCCUACUAUCCGAAGACGGUUCCGCAAUGAAGCAGAGCGGAAAUCGGGCCUGGACCAGAUAAAGGGCGCUUUACAGCUAGGCAUGGUGGAUAUUGCCCGACAGACGGUUGAAUUCCUCUACGAGGAGAACGGUGGCAUCCCAAGAGACCUUUAUCUUCCCACCAUUGAAGACAUUAAAGACGAAGCAAACAAGUUCACAAUUGAUAAAGUUCGAAAAGGUCUCACAGUAGUAACCCGCUCUCCAGACAGCAAUAACGUAGCCAGCAGUACUGUUGGAACCGCUCUGCCAAAAUUUGCCAUCCGAGGGAUGCUGAAAACCUUUGGGCUUCAUGGAGUCGUCUUAGAUGUUGAUUCAGUAAAUGAAUUGGUGCAAGUAGAAACAUACCUCCGAAGUGAAGGUGUGCUGGUCCGAUACUGGUAUCCUAUUGAUAUGUUGGAAAGGCCCCCAGCAGGCUACCGAAGGACUGCCACCAAUGGGCUGGUCACACUGGACAAUGCCAACCUUCAAAUUCACAGAGAGCUGCUACGAUGUGAGGCUUCGCUGGCCAGGCUGUACUGCCGCAUGGCCCUGCUCAAUAUCUUCGCCCCCAAACUGCCUCACUUGUUUACCCGCCUCUUCCACAUCCCUGCCAUCCGGGACAUUACCCUGGAGCACCUGCAGCUGCUGUCCAAUCAGCUCCUUGCUCCUCCCCUCCCAGACGGCACCAUCAGCUCCAGCUCAAUCCUCCUGGCACAGUCUCUGCAGCAUUGCAUCCAUUCCCAGAACUGCUCAGCCACUGACCUCUUCUACCAGGGCAACUCGCAGACAGUGAGGGAGUGGCUUAACGUGGCCAUCACACGGUCUCUGCACCAGGGCGAGGAGAGCCUUUUGGAGCUGACGAGACAGAUCUGCUCUUUCUUGCAGACAGCACCAGAGCAGUUCCCCUCCGAAGAGUUUCCAAUUUCCGAGUCCAAAGUCAAUAUGGAUGUUAAUUUCCCCGGGGCGGCUUUUGUCGUUGUAUCUUGCAAAGAAAGUCAGUCUGGAUUCCGCAAAGACUCCUCUCUGUACAAGGCGCCAUGGGCACGCGUGCUCGUGUACGGGCUUGGCCACAAAGUGAAGCGAAAUGGCCAGCUAAACCUCAUCGAGGCCGUCUGUUACCCGCGGGAUGCAUCUCCGGCCAACACCGGGCUCACGCCUCCUCCCACCACCAACCAGUACCCUUCUGUGAUCCUCUCCACGGACAAGGUCCACAUCAAACUGGGGGUGUCUCCACCUCCUGGAGCCGUGCUGGUGUUACAUUCUCUGCCCCUGGAAUUCCCACUGGCUAUGGCCUUUGCGGAGCAGCUGCUGUCCUGGAAGUCGGAGGAUGGCGAAGGGAAGUCGGAAGAUGAGCCUGACACCCUCCCGACGUCUGUCCUCCUGCAAGUGGUGGAGCUGCUGGGAAACUUCCUGUGGACCACGGACAUGGCGGCCUGCGUGAAGGAGCUCGUUUUCCAUCUCCUGGCGGAGCUCCUGCGCACAGUGCACACGCUGGAGCAGAGGAAGCACCCUGCUGGCCUGUCCUCCUCCAUCGCCCUCCAGCUGAACCCCUGCCUGGCCAUGCUGAUGGCCCUGCAGUCGGAGCUGCAUAAGCUAUACGACGAGGAGACCCAGAGCUGGGUCUCGGGUGGUGCCUGCGGAGGCUCGGGAGCAGCAGCAGCUAGCGACCAGGGCAGGUUCUCUACGUAUUUUCAUGCCCUCAUGGAAGGUUGCCUGGCGGUGGCCGAAGUGACUCUGCCUACCAACAUGAGUGUCACAGCCAGCGGGGUGACCUCAACUACCGCCCCAAACCUCAGUGACUCGUCCUCCUCCUCCUCGUCCUCCCCAGGACAGACACCCCAGAGCCCCAGCCUCCUGUCCAAGAGGAAAAAAGUCAAGAUGAAGCGUGAAAAGGCCUCCUCCUCCGGGAAGCGCCAGUCCUCCCGCUCAGUGGAAUCAGACUCCGCCAUGCUCAGCAUCGGGGGCAGCAAGCCCGAGGACAUGCUGUGGUUCCACCGAGCCCUCACCUUGCUCAUCAUCCUCCGGCACCUCACCAGGAAGGACCCGCAGGGGCUGGGCGUGACGAGUGACGCCAUUGCCGACGCCUGCCAGGCCCUGGUCGGCCCCACUGCCCACAGCCGCUUGCUGGUGAUCUCCGGAAUCCCCACCCACCUGGACGAGGGCAUCGUCAGAGGGGCUAUCCGCAAGGCUUGCAAUGCCCACGGCGGGGUCUUCAAAGACGAGAUCUACAUUCCCCUGCAGGACGAAGACCCCAAGAAGCCGAAAGACAAGGCUGAGGGCGGUGAAGGGAAAGCCGAGCCGGAGAAGACCCUGGGCUUCCCCAGCACGGACUGUUUGGAGGUCAGCACGUCCAGCAGCCUGACCCCCGCCGUGAGCGUCAGCGCAUCUGCUUCCACCAGCCAGGCGUCCAUCUGCAGCUCCCAGGGCAUCUCGCAGGCAGUCAGUGACCUCUCGGUGGAGCCGCUGCCCUCAGGCCUCGAGCUGCCCAUCCCUCCUGGCUUGUUGGAGCCCCACGUGGUGUCCAGCCAAGAGAGCCUGGACGUUUCCCUGUGCAGCACUGGCAGUCUGGGCAGCCUGGGGAGCCUGGGGGAGCCCCUGGACAAUGCAGAGACGGCCUCGGUGUCGGACGUGGGCUCCCUGUACACAGUCACGUCCCUGGACAGCCAGCCCCUCGCAGUGCGCCCCAUCAAAGGCUUCGCAGUCGUGGAGAUAAGAUCCCGAGCCAAAAUCGAGAAAAUUCGAGCAAGUUUAUUUAACAAUAAUGACUUGAUUGGUUUGUCAAGUUUGGAUGGUGAAGAUGAAUUAAUGGAAAUGUCAACGGAAGAGAUUCUCACUGUAUCUGUAGUAAAUCAGAGUUUGUUCGAUACUCAGGGGAGCCCAGGGUUAGAAGAUUAUUUCAAUGAUAAGUCAAUUAAAGGUGAGAAGCUGGUGCCGGGGGCCAGAGAGGUGCUGACGGAGAUAUUUAAGAGCUGUGUCCAUUCAGAGCAGAUGCUGAGCCUGACACCGGCAAAGCCUAUCAAAGUGUCUGACAUUUAUCUUAGCAAAGAGCAGAUUAACUCCCAGACGCCAGGCAACCUCCUCCACCUCUUCUUCACCAAUGUCCGGCCUCCAAAAAAGGUGCUGGAGGACCAGCUCACCCAGAUCCUGAGGAAGUACGGGGUGCCGAAGCCCAAGUUUGAUAAGAGCAAGUACAGCAAAGCCGGGAAGGAGCAGCACCCGGUGAAGGUGGUGAGCACCAAGCGGCCCAUCACCAAGCCCCCUGCCAAGGACAAGACCGUGCUCAACAACGUCAGCAGGACUGCCUUAAGUGAGAAAAAGCCAACUGUGAAGCCAAAGUCACCGGAAAAGAGCAAACCAGAUGAAAAGGACCCAGAAAAGUCACCCACCAAAAAACAAGAAGUCCCUGAGGAAAAGUAUCUGACUUUGGAAGGAUUUCACAAGUUUGUUAUUGACCGAGCCAAGCAAGACAUCCGUAGUGUCUGGAGGGCGAUUUUAUCCUGUGGUUAUGAUCUUCAUUUUGAGAGGUGUGCCUGCAUCGAUGUCCGACAUGCGCACAAGGCCUCGAGGAAGUGGACCCUGGAGAUGGACGUGGCGCUCGUGCAGUACAUCAACCGGCUGUGCCGCCACCUUGCCAUCACACCCGCGCGGCUCCAUCCCCACGAGGUCUAUCUGGACCCUGCAGAUGCCGCCGACCCCAGAGUGGCCUGUCUCUUGAACGUGCCCAUCGAGAGCCUGCGCCUGCGCUUCGCCCUGCUGCAGUCCCUGAACACCACGCUGGAGACCUUCUUCCUGCCCCUGGUGGAGCUGCGCCAGACGCCCAUGUACACCCACGGCAUCGCGGCCCUCCUGAAGGAGGCCAAGGGGCUGAUCUUCUAUGAUACAAAGGUGACUGUCAUGAAUCGGGUGCUGAAUGCCACCGUGCAGAGGACAGCUGACCACGCAGCACCUGAGAUCACUUUGGACCCACUGGAAAUUGUGGGAGGGGAGAUCAGAGCUUCUGAAAACUCCUACUUCUGCCAGGCGGCCAGGCAGCUGGCCUCAGUGCCAUCCUCUCAGCUUUGUGUCAAACUAGCCAGUGGCGGAGACCCCACCUAUGCCUUCAACAUCCGCUUCACUGGGGAGGAGGUCCACGGCACCAGCGGCUCUUUCCGCCACUUCCUGUGGCAGGUGUGUAAGGAGCUGCAGAGCUCCUCGCUCUCCCUCCUCCUGCUGUGCCCCAGCUCGGCGGUCAACAAGAACAAGGGCAAGUACAUCCUGACCCCCAGCCCCAUCACCUACGGGGAGGAGCAGCUGCUGCACUUCCUGGGGCAGCUGCUGGGAAUUGCGAUUCGAGCAGACGUUCCUCUUCCCCUGGACCUCCUGCCCUCCUUCUGGAAGACGCUGGCUGGGGAGCCCCUGGACCCUGAUCAAGACCUGCAGGAAGCAGACAUCCUCACCUACAAUUACGUCAAGAAAUUCGAGAGUAUCAACGACGAGACCGAGCUGGAGGCCCUGUGCGCUGAGAUCGCCUCCCAGCACCUGGCCGCCGAGAGCCCUGACAGUCCCAACAAGCCGUGCUGCCGGUUCACCUACCUGACCAUGACGGGCGAGGAGGUGGAGCUGUGCAGCCGCGGCCGGCACAUCCCCGUGGCAUGGGAGAACAAGGACAUCUACGCGGCUGCCAUCCGGAGCCUGCGGCUGCGGGAGCUACAGAACGUCGAGUGCGUGACGGCGGUGCGGGCGGGCCUGGGCGCCAUCAUCCCCCUGCAGCUGCUCACCACGCUCAGCCCGCUGGAGAUGGAGCUGCGGACCUGCGGCCUCCCCUACAUCAACCUCGAGUUCCUGAAGGCUCACACCAUGUACCAGGUGGGGCUGAUGGAGACAGACCAGCACAUCGAGUUCUUCUGGGGGGCGCUGGAGAUGUUCGCCCAGGAGGAGCUGUGCAAGUUCAUCAAGUUUGCCUGCAACCAGGAACGCAUCCCGUUCACCUGCCCCUGCAAAGACGGGGGCCCCGACACAGCCCAUGUGCCCCCGUACCCCAUGAAGAUCGCCCCCCCAGAUGGCACAGCAGGUUCUCCAGACUCUCGCUACAUCCGCGUGGAGACCUGCAUGUUCAUGAUCAAGCUUCCCCAGUACUCCUCUCUGGAAAUCAUGCUGGAGAAACUUCGUUGUGCCAUUCACUACCGUGAAGAUCCCCUAAGUGGCUGAGGGGAGGGAGCCCCAGAGUUAGGCUGUCACCGAGGCACCACUCUGCCAGUUUGGGAAGCCUGCCGCUGCGGGCAUGUCCCUCCGGGCCCUGCGUGAGGAGUUGGCGACGUUCUCCUUUUCCAAACUUUUGUCUGCAUUCCAGGGCCUCCUGGAAGACUUCACCUUGUGUAUGUGUGCGUUUUGUGAUGGGUUGGUUCUCUUGCUGCCUGUCUGUGGUAUGUUUGUAGGAUAGUUUAGUUCUCAGACAGUUUGUGUCUCAUUUGAUCUUCCUGGACGUUGUCCUCCACAGCCACCGGAUUCUGAUGCCGUGUGGCCCCAGUUGGUUCCAGAUCACGGAACCACCCAGCAGGAAGCUGGUGGUGAGAUGCCCUUGGCCACACAGAGCGUCCUGUUCUUUCUGCAGAGCAUCUCCGCAAACAAGCCGGUGGCCAGCCCUGCCCCUCCUGCCUCGAGCUGGAGUUUCUCCUGGACUCGGCUCCUGCAGGCCUCCUUCCAUCUUGAAGUGGUUGGGCCAGUUACCCAGACGUGGGGGACACACACAGGGAGCUCUAUGUGUUAAUCUUCCGGCUUUAGAACCUUGUUGAUGGUCUGGGUUUUUCUGAAGAAAAGCCCUCAGUGGUUCCCCUGUCCCUUCUCAGCCAGACACCCCUCUGCUCUGUCUCUUCUGGGCCCCUGGUCUGACAGUUUCCCACUGAGUGCUCCCUGGGAGCAGGAGACCAAAGGGUUCAUUCCUGACCUUAGUUCUUGGAAGCAGGCCGGUGCCUCCCAGCUCCGGGAGCUGAGAGGACACACGGAGUGGGAGGGACGCUGCUUGAGUCGGGCCUUCUUCUGAGACCGGCUGGACAGGAAAGCACAUGACUCAAGCCUGCCCCCUCUUGCACUCAGAAACAGCCCUUCCUCGCGGCAGUGUUUGUGACACGAGGAACAGAGGAAAGGGCCACACAUCCACUUUAGAAAGAGCUGCCUGAGGUGCUCUGUUCAAUUCGGGGUCUACGUCAGUGACUAAGACCUUCAAGUCCAGGUGGACACACCAGGGGCUCUUUCUGCCCCUCUGGCCAGGCCUGCCCAGCACCCUCCCCUUGCCGCCCCACGUAAGUGUGUGUGCCAGGGCUGAGCUGCUCCAGGCUCACCCCCUGCCCCAGUGCACUUGUGCCCCCAGUAGGUCUUUGUCCAAUGGGACUUUGUUCGAGAGCAGCAUAUGCCAUCUUGUUGGACAAUGUCAUUUUGGACCUUGCCAGUUCUCACAGAGUUGCAUCACUGUAUUUAUUGUAUAAGAUUGUGAAUACUGGGCGUUCUGAGUGAGUGCUAUCUAGAAGGCUUUGGAGUGUGAAUGCAGGUGAGAAGGAGGAUGUGCUCCUCCUUUCUCUGCUGUGGCCCUGGCCUGUUGGAAAGAUGUGUGGAUUGUAGAGCUAGAGCCAUUAGCAUCCAUCUCCUCCCUACUAUCUUAGGAAAUGUGUUAAGGACCAUUACAGAAAAGCUUCCCCGACCUAAGGAAAAGGCAAACCUGGAUUAAUUGUUCCAGUUGCAUCAGUUACAUUUGAUGCAGGAUCAGUCAUGUCUGGAGGUGAGUGCCUGCAAGCAGUUUCCCUGCUUGGAAGGAAUUUGGUCGGUCGCUGCCUCCCGGGGGGGCCACAGCCUUCUUGACUAGGGGUCACACCAGGAUGUAGUCCUGACACCAAGGAUCCUCUUAUUUCAUUUCUGCAUAACGAAAGAGCCUUUGGAUUUAUUAGAAGUGGUUUUUCCUCCCUGUAUUUUUAAAUUCUUGGUCCCCUCCGAUCCUUCCCAUCCCUUGAAUGGACUCAGAAUUCUGUCAGCUACCUCCCUAGGAGGGUUUUGGGAAGCUUCUGUUGGCCCAUCACUUGAUGAGAUCAUAGCUGUGAGUAAGAUAUCUGCUGCUAACACGACUGCUUCUCCCAGAGAGCACAUUGAGGUCCAGACAGAUCCAAACUUUGGCCCUAAAAAAUGUGUGCUGUAAAGUUACUUGAUGUAUAUUUAUUAUAAUUAUUUAUGGUUGCUCAUUUAACAAACUUUUCAUUCAAUUUGAUGCUGUUUACACCAUUGCUGUGUAAAGGAAGCUCACUACAGGAAAAAAGUCACACCAAUAAAUAACCUUCAUCUAAUUUUGAUUUACCUUGAGAGUUGUGUGACCAUCUGCUCUUGCUGAGAAGAGUCAAAGGCCGACAUGCUUGCAUGGCUCUGAUACUUAAGUGCCGCCAAGUGGCUAGGAAUUAAAGUGUUUCUAAUUAUCAUGG